UUUAACAUGAUCGCAAAAGAAUCAAGUGUAACAUUUAAAAGUAAUCACAAGUAUAAGAAACGUAGAAAACAAUUGCCUUUCAAUAAUGAUUCUUCAUCGGAUUCAGAUGACUAUAAUGAAACAACACAAGCUAAAGUUUUGGCGCCUAAGAUUUCCCAAAAUGAACGUUGGGCUAAUAUAAUGAAAUCAGCCUUAAAUAAUAAAAAGAGAAAAGAUAAUCAUGAAAAAAAGGUAGACAAUAUAGAUGAAGAUUUAGGGGACAAAGAAAAGUUGAGCAUUAAAAAAAAGCAUAAAUUACUUCUUUCUACCUGUGGAAUAAAUAAAGAGCUUGACAAGAAAAUGGCAAAUAUAGCCACUAAAGGUGUUGUUAAUUUAUUCAAUGCUGUUUCACAGCAAAAGAAAAUAUUUGAUGAUAAGCUCUCAGAUACAAAAGGACUAUCUUACAAGGAAGAUAAGGUUUUAUCCUCAGUUUCACUUGGUUCAUUUUUAGAUUUGCUCAAAGAUAAUGGACCAAAAUCAAAAAAUAAAAAGAAUAGCACACUCAUGUCACCAUUAGAAACAAAUAAAAUAAUUAAAAAUGAUGAAGAUGAGCCUUCAUGGGAUGCACUACAAGAAAAUUUUUUAUUCAAUGAUAAUGAUCCAAAUCUUGUUGAGACUAAAUUUGAUGACAUAUCAUAUUAAAAAAUUGAAUUAUUGUAACACAAGAUAUAUGUAAAUGAAUAUUGAUUUAGAGUAUAUAA
Messenger RNA from Gordionus sp. m RMFG-2023, 740 nucleotides. Its product is annotated as RRP15-like protein. Gene Ontology annotation, cellular component: preribosome, large subunit precursor. The transcript has 3 exons. The record is from RefSeq and is a predicted model, not a curated record. The coding region runs from base 7 to 681 and encodes 224 amino acids. Gene Ontology annotation, biological process: maturation of 5.8S rRNA; maturation of LSU-rRNA. Lineage: Eukaryota; Metazoa; Nematomorpha; Gordioida; Chordodea; Parachordodidae.